This is a messenger RNA of Triticum turgidum subsp. durum (durum wheat), 1017 nucleotides long. NCBI's taxonomy places the organism in Eukaryota, Viridiplantae, Streptophyta, Magnoliopsida, Poales, Poaceae. The record is from the annotation of a GenBank genome assembly.
AUGUCCGAUGAGAAGAGAGCGGAGUACAACCAGAAGCGGCGUAUGGCCCGAGCACACAAGAAGGCUGCAUCUGUCAUUAGUAUUAACCCUGAGGAUGUCUCUCAAACACCUGCUUCUUCAUCACCGGAUGUGCCACGACCUCCUUUGAGCAACAUAGCCAACUCAAACACAACCGCUGCAACCUCGGCUUAUACCGACCAUCCAUCUGAAGAUGUCGCUCUUGGGCGCAAAAAACGAAGCUCUGAAACAUGGUAUUCAUGUCUAUCCGGCGACGAGAAAGCAGAGCACUGCAAGAAGCUCCGGAACGCUCGACUAGAGAAGAAAGCUGCAACCACUAGCGUCCAAGUAUCACCUGGUAUUGCUUAUCUUCAAACAACACAAUCUGUUGUCAGCCAUAUGCUAAACUCACCAUGCAGUGGCUCAUCUAUGCAGACAGAUGGUCAUAUUGAUUGGCUGCACACAAAUCCCACUUACGAACGACAAACGAUGGAUGUUCAUGGGGUAUUUGACAUGUCACAAGCUCAAGGAGCGCACAUACAAGAAAACUUUCUACCUGGAACACUUAGCUCUCUUCAAAUGAAAGCUUCUGAGAAGAAACGGCGUCGCAUGAGAGAACAAUAUGAUCAAAUGACGCCGGAAGAAAAAGAAGUUGUCUUGCAGAGGAAACGUGUGCAUAAGAUGGGAAAACGCCAUGCAUCAUCUGAACAGUCCUACAUUGCUGAGCCAACAGGUUGCCACGGCAAUGGUGAAGAGUCCUAUGAUGCUGGAAUAUUAGAGCCUAUGGAGCCCCCUGCCGAAGUGGACGAAUGCUUGCACGACACACGGGAUGGACAACCAGUGCAUGAUGAUGAUGAUGAAUGCAAGAUAUUUAGUAGACAAGGUGACCUAUACCAUGAAUGUCAUGAGUUUGAAUCAUACAGAGUGACACCUAAUGUCUACAAGAAUCUACUAACUAAGCAUCAUGUUUUGAAGCCAGUAAAAGACUGUCCAUUGUGGAGCAAAGAGGUUCCAGUAUGA